Molecule: messenger RNA, 1203 nt
Organism: Rhodamnia argentea
Lineage: Eukaryota; Viridiplantae; Streptophyta; Magnoliopsida; Myrtales; Myrtaceae
Product: protein EXORDIUM-like 2
Exons: 1
Coding region: 117-1070 (317 amino acids)
Source: RefSeq, a predicted model, not a curated record
UCCCCCCUCCCCUCUCCUGGCUGUCCAGCAGAGCUCGCAAACCCUCCGUAUAAAAACGCACGGGCACUCCUCAUCGCUCGCUCACCAACGUGAACUCUUCCCCAUUUUCCUAAACGAUGGCUUCGUCGUCUCCUCCUCCUCCUCCUUACAUCCUCGUCGCCCUCCUCCUCGUCCUUUCCCGUCUCUCCGCCCCAUCCUCGGCCACCACCCCGAGGAUGCUGUCUCCGCUCAAGACGAAGCCCCUCGUCCUCAAGUACCACAAGGGCCGGCUCCUCAAGGGCAACGUCACCGUCAACCUCCUCUGGUACGGAGGCUUCUCCCCCGCCCAGCGCUCCGUCGUGGCCGACUUCUUCCGCUCCCUCAGCUCUCCCGCCAAGUCUUCCCCCUCCGUCGCCUCCUGGUGGUCCACCACCGCCGCGUACGCCGGUGGCCCCGCCAACAUCAUCUUGGGGAAGCAACUCGUCGACAGCAGGUACUCUCUGGGCAAAGUGCUGAAGAACCAACACAUUGUGAGCUUGUCCUCCGAGCUCAGUCCCUCCAAGACCGAUAGCGAUGGUGCUAUCAACUUCGUGUUGACCUCGUCAGACGUUGGCGUCGAGGGGUUCUGCAUGAGCCGGUGCGGGUCCCACGGGUGGUCGACUGCGGUCCGGGGCGGCAAGGGCGCCAGGUCCGCGUACGGGUGGGUCGGCAACUCGGCGACCCAGUGCCCCGGCCAAUGCGCGUGGCCCUUCCACCAGCCGAUCUACGGGCCUCAGAUACCUCCCCUGGUGGCCCCGAACGGCGACAUGGGGGUCGACGGGAUGGUCAUCAGCUUGGCCACGGUCCUGGCGGGGACCGUCACGAACCCGUUUGACAACGGGUAUUUCCAGGGCCCCGGAGACGCGCCCCUCGAGGCCGUGAGCGCUUGCACGGGGAUGUUCGGGAAGGGCGCGUUCCCCGGCUAUCCAGGGGUCGUCCCGGUGGACAAGACGACGGGAGCAAGUUACAAUGCGAUCGGCCGGAGCGGACGGAAAUAUCUGCUGCCGGCGAUGUGGGACCCCAAGACGUCUACCUGCAGGACGGCCGUGUAGAGCAGCAACCAAGCAAUACAUACACGCACAAGGAGCACUUACAUUUUCAUACGUGUACAGCGCACACGUGGGGUUUGUUCUUAUACGUCUUGUGUUUUUUUUUUCUCUUUUGGGCUUUAAAUUAUGUUGUUGA